Messenger RNA from Oreochromis niloticus (Nile tilapia), 2048 nucleotides. It is a transcript of the gene grhpra, whose product is annotated as glyoxylate reductase/hydroxypyruvate reductase a. The record is from RefSeq and is a predicted model, not a curated record. NCBI's taxonomy places the organism in Eukaryota, Metazoa, Chordata, Actinopteri, Cichliformes, Cichlidae. The transcript is spliced from 9 exons. Gene Ontology annotation, molecular function: NAD binding; glyoxylate reductase (NADPH) activity; hydroxypyruvate reductase (NADH) activity. Bases 593 to 1579 code for a protein of 328 amino acids. Gene Ontology annotation, cellular component: cytosol.
GUUGAUUGUCAGGUCUAUUUUAUUUAUAGCCUAUAGCACAUUUAACCAACAUAAGUUUUCUGAUGAUGAAUUCAUAUACACAUGCCUGUAAUCUAUCAGGAGCAAACUUUACAGUUGUUUGUGUACUUUGACAUUACAACGCGCAUGCGUUUUACGACCACAGCUUAUUAUUACGAUUUUGUCCACUCCUUUCAUUUUCAUCCCGUCGGGUGGCAAGGGGCAAAAUCGGAAGAGUGAUGUAAACAUUCCUUUACUGGGAUUCCUGUAUGAUAAUCCUCUAAUUGUCCCCCCAAAAAUGAAUAAAAACACGUGGAAGCAGGCUUUAACCUAGUCUCUAAACUAUAACCAAUAAGACAACAGGCAGAUGGAUACAUGUCUUUUAUGGCUAUCAUUAAAUUUUAUUCGAAUUGUAUGGGAAUGCCAAAAGAAGUAGCGAGUCAAGUAUGUGCACCCAAUCCCUACCACGCAGGCGCAGUGGUGUGAGUUCGACUACUUCCUGGCGUCUCAGAGUAGCCCGGGCUCUGCUGACGUUGAAGGUUAAAAGCUUCAAGUUUCAGUUUUGAGUGUGCAGGUUUUCUGCCGUUAAAGUGGGAUGCAGUCAGCGGGAAAACUCAUGAAGGUUUUCAUAACGAGGCGCAUCCCGCAAGAGGGGAUGAAGAUCCUGUCAGCGGCUGGAGUAUGUGAGGUGUCUCAGUGGGACUCCGAUGAGCCUGUGCCGAGGGCAGAGCUUCUCAAAGGUAUUCAGGGGGCUCACGGUCUUCUGUGCCUGCUGUCGGACAAGAUCGAUGCUGAGGUCCUGGAGGCUGCAGGGCCGAACUUGAAAGUGAUCAGCACGCUGUCUGUGGGAUUUGACCACCUGGCCAUCGAUGAGAUCAAAAAACGUGGGAUUCGUGUUGGAUACACCCCGGAUGUCCUGACUGAUGCCACAGCAGAGCUGACUGUGGCUCUGCUGCUGGCCACCGCUCGCAGAUUACCAGAGGGAGUGGAGGAGGUGAAAAAUGGUGGCUGGAGCUCGUGGAAACCUCUCUGGCUGUGUGGUUACGGUCUUUCUGGCAGCACUGUAGGAAUCAUCGGACUGGGACGCAUAGGCAUGGCCAUAGCUCAGAGACUCAUGCCUUUCGGAGUGAAGAGACUUCUGUACUCUGGGAGAACAGCCAAACCGCACGCUGCUGAAGUGAACGGAGAGUUUGUUCCCCUGGACACACUUGUGUCUGAGAGCGACUUCAUUGUUGUUUCCUGCUCCCUGACACCAGAAACCCAGGGCAUGUGCGACAAGAGUUUCUUCAGCAAGAUGAAACCCACCGCAGUCUUCAUCAAUACUAGCAGGGGGGCUGUGGUGAACCAGGAGCAUCUAUACGAGGCACUGAGCAGUGGACAGAUAGCUGCAGCUGGACUAGAUGUCACAACACCUGAGCCACUUCCAACAAACCACCGGCUUCUCACGCUAAAGAACUGCGUGGUGUUACCUCACAUUGGCAGUGCCACCUACUCCACGAGAGGCGUCAUGUCGGCGUUGGCAGCACGAAACCUGCUGGGUGGUCUGCAGGGCACAGACAUGCCCAGUGAACUCACCCUCUAAGAGCCUCAAACUGAGCCACUGUGCCUCUUCUGCUGACCGCAGAAAACAAUAAUGAAGUGAUUUGGAUGAAAAGAAUAGUAAGAAUGUAGUUCAGUCACGGUUGGGUAUAUGAUCAGUGUUGGCUUCAUAGUUUGACUUUAAUCUGUCAGUUUUGACACUGAAACCACAUGUGCAUUUUUGAGGAAGGAAAUGAUCGGUGCAGUUUUGUGAAAUAUAUUCAAGUACUUUAAAAAUGGCCUUAAUAACAAACCAUCGGUCCUCGUUAACCUUAAAACUUCUCAAAAUACACUAUAAUGUAUUCUUAAAACUCAUCUCCCCCAUUUUAAAAUGCAAUAUUUACCAUGAUGAACUUCCUUAUCUGCACUUUCUCUGCUAAUACUUCAUGUCUCCCGUUACUGAAACAGCAUAACACUCCAGUUUUGUAAUGAAAUAUGAUUUUUGUGAAGAAUAAAAACCUAACUUUCACGCA